Messenger RNA from Salvelinus namaycush (lake trout), 3394 nucleotides. RefSeq names its product membrane protein, palmitoylated 6b (MAGUK p55 subfamily member 6) (gene pals2b). The transcript has 12 exons. Gene Ontology annotation, molecular function: protein binding. Gene Ontology annotation, cellular component: cell-cell junction; plasma membrane. Lineage: Eukaryota; Metazoa; Chordata; Actinopteri; Salmoniformes; Salmonidae. The record is from RefSeq and is a predicted model, not a curated record. The coding region runs from base 352 to 2139 and encodes 595 amino acids.
UCCUAUCUCUCUCAUCUCCUAUCUCUCUAUCAUCUGCUAUCUAUCAUCUCUCUCUCAUCUCCUAUCUCUCUAUCAUCUCCUGUCUCUCUCUCAUCUCAUUUUUCUGUAAAAUUGCUUUUAGUUUAAUCCCCCUUCUAUUGUUUUUCUUUGUCUUUCUAUCUCUCUUUCUCUGUCCUCUAUCUCCUCUGUACCCUUCUCUCUCUUCCUUAUCUCUGUGUUUAGAGACUGUUGCUCAUUGUGUAGUAGUUGGAAGUUGAAGGGCAGAGCAGCUAGCUUUAGACCAACUGUCCCUCAGCGGUGGUGGUGGUAAUCUUUCGGUUAGGUAAGCAUUGCUGUGGUCGAGGAGCGGUCAUGGUCCUGGCUGUGGAGGACGCCUGUCCCAACGGGUUAGAGGUAGAGGUGGAGCCCCCUCCGGAUGCAGGCGGGACGGGAGAGGCAGGCGGGACGGGGGAGGGGGUGGUUGGGUCCAGGGAGGGGGCGGCUGCUGAGCCCACAGAGGGGGCCAACACAUCCGGAGCGAUGCAGCAGGUGUUGGAUAACCUGGGGGAGCUGCCCACCUCCACGGGGGCCAAAGACAUCGACCUCAUCUUCCUCAGAGGAAUCAUGGAGAGUCCCAUUGUACGGUCACUCUCCAAGGCCCACGAGCGAUUGGAGGACUUGAGGCUGGAGGCGGUGCAGGACAACAAUAUAGAGCUGGUCACAGACAUCUUGGGUGACAUCACUGCCCUCAGCGUCCGUGAUGACAGCGCAGCGGAACUCUCCCGAAUCCUCCAGGAGCCCCAUUUCCAGUCGCUCCUUGAGGCCCACGACAUGGUAGCCUCUAAGUGCUAUGAGGCCGUGCCCCCAGCGGAGCUGUUUAAUGAAGAGCUGGGGAACAGUUCUAUGAUGCAGGCCGAUGCUGUACGCAUGAUCGGCAUCCGCAAGAAGGCUGGAGAACCACUGGGAGUGACGUUCAGAGUGGAGAAGGAGGAGCUGGUCAUCGCUAGGAUCCUCCACGGAGGAAUGAUUGACAGGCAGGGUCUGCUGCACGUGGGUGACAUCAUAAAGGAAGUGAAUGGGCGGGACGUAGGGAACAACCCCACUGAGCUGCAGGAGAUGCUGAAGGACUGCAGCGGAGGAAUCACUCUGAAGAUACUGCCUAGUUAUAGAGAUGCACCCGCCCCACCACAGGUGUACGUGCAACCCCACUUUGACUACGAUCCAGCAAAUGACCAUCUGAUCCCGUGCCGAGAGGCGGGGAUUGGCUUCAAGAGGGGGGACCUCCUUCAGAUCGUCAACAGGGAGGACCCCAACUGGUGGCAGGCGUGUCAUGUGGUUGGUGGAGCCACUGGACUGAUCCCCAGUCAGUUCCUGGAGGAGAAGAGGAAAGCCUUCGUCCCAAGAGAUUUUGAUGGCUCAGGGAUCCUGUGCGGUACGAUAACUGGAAAGAAGAAGAAAAAGAUGAUGUAUCUAACGGCCAGGAAUGCAGAGUUUGACAGGCACGAGCUGCAAAUCUAUGAGGAGGUGGCCAAGAUGCCCCCAUUCCAGAGGAAGACUCUGGUUCUGAUUGGAGCCCAGGGGGUGGGCCGACGCAGCCUCAAGAACCGACUGGUGGUCCUUAACCCAACAUGCUUCGGAACCACCAUCCCCUUCACCUCCCGGCGUCCCCGUGACGAUGAGCUGGACGGUAAGUCGUACCGGUUUGUGACGCGGACGGAGAUGGAGGCGGACGUGAAGGCGGGCGGCUACCUAGAGCACGGCGAGUACGACGGGAACCUCUACGGAACCAAGAUGGACUCCAUCCACGAGGUGGUGGACACGGGGCGCACCUGCAUCCUGGACGUCAACCCACAGGCUCUGAAGGUACUAAAGACUGCAGAGUUCAUGCCGUAUGUGGUGUUCAUCGCAGCACCAGAGUUUGAGACGCUCAAGGCCAUGCACAAAGCUACGGUGGACGCUGGAAUCACCACCAAACAACUCACGGAUGUGGAUCUGAGGAAGACUGUUGAUGAGAGUGCUCGUAUCCAGAGGACCUACAACCACUACUUUGACCUCGCCAUCACCAACGACAACCUGGACCGCGCCUUCCAAACGCUACAGGCUGCCGUCGACAAACUCUGCUCCGAACCACAGUGGGUCCCCGUCAACUGGGUCUACUGAACCCCAACCGGACACUGUCUGACCGGUCAACUUGACCGUGCAUGUGUUCGACCACAGAGACAGGGGAAAGGAAAGGAGAAAGGGUGUUCGUCAUGUGAGGGACUUUGACGGGGAAAACCCAAGCCCACCACCUCGUCCCUCUCUCCCUUCCUCCUGCACACAAUGCACAUUUUUUCUACUCGAAACUCAAAGGCAAAUAGUUCUUAUUUAUUUUAAUAUUUGUAACUUUUUACGAAAUAUCUUUCUAUUCAUACCAACGUGGAAUUCAGAAAAAUGAAAAAAAUAAAAAGGCCAAACAUCAAGGCCAUAUUUAUUUGUUGUUGUUAUGUUUGUUUUUUGUAGUUGUUCCUCUGAGAAGUAAUGAUGUUUAUUUUCUUCUCCGAGGACUGCUCUAGCAAGAGUUAUUAUUAUUGUUAUAUCAACACAGUUCAAGAACCAAGUUCAAGAACGACACUAUGGAAUAUUCCAGAACUCUGAGCAGUGUUGCCAAGGAAACCUGUUUACAGCGCUCGUUAUUGCCAUGACAACUACCGUGUCUCAGUCCAAAUCCUGUGAAGCCCACCCUUGUGAUUGUCGUAGGACCUCCCACUCCAAAGAAAAUCCCCUACAGUGCCCUGUAGUAUGUACUGUAGUUGGCUACCCCUUGUUUGGUUUGUGUUUACCUCUUUAGAAUUAUGACUUAAGAAAAAAUGUACUUAUUGUCUGAAUAUCUAUCCCUCACACAUCCUACAAAGAGAAUGAAGGGAAAAGCUUUACAUUUGACAUUGUAGUAUUGAAGAUCAGGAUCAAACUCUCUCUGUGUUUCAUUCAUGUCUUUCUUUGAGUUGUCUGUACUUUUAUUUUAGUACCGUAGGAUUCACUGUCUUUUGUUGCUACGGUGAUCUUUUUAGCUAAGUGACAUUUUUGUCUCGCAUGAUCCUUUGCUUUGAGUUGUUGUUUUCGAAUAUUGAACAAAUACUACAUCCUGUUUUGAAGCGUUCUGUCUGUGUUGUGUCGACAGCAUGACCGUCAGAAUACCACUCACCAUCUACCCUAAUCUGUAUGUAAGGUGCUUAUUGUUGUUUUUUAAUCUGUUGCUAUCCCACGGUCCUCUCCUCCAGUAUCACAAAGCUCCAAAACCCUCCUGCACUGUAACCGAAAUACUACAUUCUGUUUCCUGUGGUCACUCUGAAAGAUUUCCCAACUCGUGACCAAUAACAGACAUCUCUAAUAGCAAUACAUUGUUACAAUAAAUUAACUGAAAUUCAGCUGGAAA